This is a messenger RNA of Elaeis guineensis (African oil palm), 623 nucleotides long. NCBI's taxonomy places the organism in Eukaryota, Viridiplantae, Streptophyta, Magnoliopsida, Arecales, Arecaceae. The record is from RefSeq and is a predicted model, not a curated record.
CCCGUGUACGACCUCGUCCCUUCCCUUCCAAACAUAUAAUUUCCGUGCAUGCCUACACGUUUCGUCCAACUUUGCAUGCACGUCUCCAGUCUCCUCUCUCUCUCUCUCUCCAUAGAUAUAUAUAGCUCUGAUGUACCUAUAAUAUCCAAUUGCCUUCUAAUCUUUCUCCACUUGGAAUGGCUUUCUUCCUGCAUUCCAAGACAAGGAAAGAAGCUGCUGCUCCUCUGGAUUCAUUAGCUUCGGAAAAGAUAAGCGAUCACCGGGAAUUCGAAAAGGUCUUCGGCCAAUUCGAUGUGGAUGGAGAUGGAAAGAUCUCUCCUGCCGAGCUUCGGCUUGUCAUGAUGAGGACCAUCGGAGAGGAGUUGAACCUCGAGGAGGCGGAGGCGGUGGUGAGGGCGGCCGACAAGGAUGGUGAUGGGUUAUUGGACUUGGAGGAGUUUGUGGGGUUGGUAGGGGUGGAGGAAAAGGAGGAGAAGGAGAGGGAGCUGAGAGAGGCGUUUGGGAUGUAUGAGAUGGAGGGGGAGGGAUGCAUCACGAUUGUAUAUUCUCUUAGUUAUUCUAAAGAUUUCCACUACAGAUCCAUAAAGAUUGAUCAUGAACAACAUUCCUCACCUUUUCCAUGA